AUGAAGUGGACACUCUUCGGUGAUGCGAAGCGGUCAAACAGACCGUCCCUCCGUUCUCGUGGCAGUUUAUUGAUUCACUGGAAUGAAGAUACUGCCAUUGUGUUCGAUCCUGUUAAGCAAAAAUUCUUCAAAGACUCCGUUGCUAGUAUCCAGGCGGAAGAACAAUCGGUGCCGUACCAGAAGAUAGAGAUCCCACGAUACGACAACUCCUUCGAUUGCUACGCCAAAGCCAAGAAUGCGGAUCAGAAAGUGUUCUUGGGUACCAUCGACCUUUCGAAACUCGGCAAGACAAUUAACCUCCAUCGAGCCCGAGGACAUAUUCCCUAUUUGUACAUAAUAGGCAAUGUUGAAGUACCAACAUGA
Hyaloscypha bicolor E is the source of this 363-nucleotide messenger RNA. RefSeq lists its product as uncharacterized. NCBI's taxonomy places the organism in Eukaryota, Fungi, Ascomycota, Leotiomycetes, Helotiales, Hyaloscyphaceae. Bases 1 to 363 code for a protein of 120 amino acids. The record is from RefSeq and is a predicted model, not a curated record. The transcript is spliced from 2 exons.